Messenger RNA from Dromiciops gliroides (monito del monte), 936 nucleotides. Its product is annotated as olfactory receptor 13H1-like. The transcript has a single exon. NCBI's taxonomy places the organism in Eukaryota, Metazoa, Chordata, Mammalia, Microbiotheria, Microbiotheriidae. The coding region runs from base 4 to 936 and encodes 310 amino acids. Gene Ontology annotation, biological process: G protein-coupled receptor signaling pathway. Gene Ontology annotation, cellular component: membrane. Gene Ontology annotation, molecular function: G protein-coupled receptor activity; olfactory receptor activity. The record is from RefSeq and is a predicted model, not a curated record.
GCUAUGGAUGGAAGAAACACCACAGCUGUGACCUAUUUCAUUCUGACUGGGCUCUCAGAGUACCCCAGGGCUCAGAUCAUCUUCUUCUGCCUCCUCCUGGUGUCCUAUCUUGUCAUAUUGCUUGGGAACAGCCUCAUUCUCUUCUUGAUCCACUAUGAUUCCCGUCUCCACACCCCCAUGUAUUUCUUUCUCAGUAACCUCUCCUUCCUGGACAUCUGUUACACUUCAUCAAGUGUGCCCCAGAUCAUCAUCAACUGCUUAGCAAGAAUCCCCACCAUCUCCCUGGGGGAAUGCCUGGCUCAAAUGUGCAUUGGCCUCUACUUGGGGGUUGUGGAAUGUCUCUUGCUGGCCGUCAUGGCCUAUGACCGGUGCGUGGCCAUUGGUGAUCCACUGCGCUACUCAGUGAGGAUGGGUCCCCAGCUCUGUGCCUUGCUAGCAGUGGGUACCUGGGUCUCAGCCUUUCUCCUCACUGUGGUCCCAACCCUGGCCACACCACUGGAGUUCUGUGGCCACCACAUCAUCAACCACUUCUUCUGUGAGGUCCUUGCCGUCAUCAAGCUUGCCUGCAAUGAUCUACGGCUUAAUAAAUUGCUGAUGAUGGCCACCAGCUCCCUGACUCUCCUGGCUCCCUUUGCCUUCAUCCUUGCCUCCUAUGGGCGCAUCCUUGGGGCUGUCUUGAAGAUUCGCUCAGCUGAGGGCAGGAAGAAGGCUUUCUCCACCUGCAGCUCCCACCUCACCGUGGUGGUCAUCUUCUAUGGAACAGCCAUUGCCAUGUAUAUGUUGCCAGAGGACAAGACCAGUGGGGAGGUGGACAAGUUUGCUUCCCUCUUAUAUGGCCUUAUGACACCCAUGCUCAAUCCCCUCAUCUACAGUCUUCGGAAUAAGGAUGUGAAGGGGGCUUUACAGAAGCUCUGUGGGGAGAAAAAUACUCCCUAG